GCGAACCCGGCUCUGACUAUUGCGCUGCCCAGCCGGGAGGCCAAGCCUCCAGGCUCCUGCGGUGCAGCCUCGGUGACCCGGAGCCCCGCGGUGCGCCCGCCGAGCUAGCGUGACCCCGGCCGUGGCGAGGCGUGCGGGGAGGAGCCGCCCCGUGGCGGGACGCUCAGUCGGGGUGCGAGGGAAGCUGUUUGAUGCGUGAGGACCAUGGUGAAGCUGAUUCACACACUGGCAGAUCAUGGUGAUGACGUCAGUUGCUGUGCCUUCUCGCCUUCUCUCUUGGCUACCUGCUCCUUGGACAAGACCAUCCGCCUGUACUCCCUAAGUGACUUUGCAGAGCUGCCACACUCCCCGCUGAAGUUUCACACCUAUGCUGUCCACUGCUGCUGUUUCUCGCCCUCGGGACACAUUUUGGCAUCAUGUUCAACAGACGGUACCACGGUGCUGUGGGGUGCGCACAGCGGACAGCCCCUGGCAGUGAUGGAGCAGCCCGGUGGCAGCCCUGUGCGCGUUUGCUGCUUCUCCCCGGACUCCGCAUACCUGGCAUCGGGGGCCGCUGAUGGAUCUGUUGUUUUGUGGAAUGCACAGUCAUACAAAUUAUAUAGGUGUGGCAGUGUCAAGGAUGGCUCCCUGGUGGCCUGCGCGUUCUCUCCUGACGGAAGCCUCCUUGUCACCGGCUCCUCGGGUGGGGACUUAACAGUGUGGGAUGACCGCAUGAGGUGUCUGCACAGUGAGAAAGCUCAUGACCUCGGAAUUACCUGCUGUGACUUCGCCCCACAGCCCCUUUCUGGAGGAGAACAAGGCUUUCAGUUUUACCGAUUGGCAUCAUGUGGUCAGGAUUGUGAAAUCAAACUCUGGUUUGUUUCCUUCACCCGUGCCUUAGGCUUUGAAUUAAAAUAUAAAAGCACGCUACGUGGGCACUGUGCCCCUAUUCUGGCUUGUGCUUUCUCCCACGACGGACAGAUGCUUGUGUCAGGGUCAGUGGAUAAGUCUGUCAUCAUAUAUGAUAUUACUACUCAGAGUGUGCUUCACACAUUGACUCAGCAUACCAGGUAUGUCACAACCUGUGCCUUUGCACCCAACACCCUUUUACUUGCUACUGGUUCAAUGGACAAGACCGUGAACAUUUGGCAGUUUGACCUGGAAACACCUUACCAAGCAGGAGGCAUGAACGAUCAGCUGAAGCAGUUGGUUGAAGACUGGUCAGAGGAGGACGUCUCAACAUGGCUUCGCGCUCAGGGCUUGGAGGACCUCGUUGGUAUUUUCCAGAUGAACAACAUCGAUGGAAAAGAACUGCUUCAUCUCACAAAAGAAAGUCUGGCUGGUGAUUUGAAAAUUGAAUCCCUGGGGCUGCGCAGCAAAGUGAUGAGGAGCAUUGAAGAGCUCAGGACCAAGAUGGACUCCCUUUCUUCAGGAAUCCCCGAUGAGUUUAUCUGCCCAAUAACUAGAGAGCUUAUGAAGGACCCCGUCAUCGCGUCAGAUGGCUAUUCCUAUGAGAGAGAAGCAAUGGAAAAUUGGAUCCACAAAAAGAAACGCACAAGCCCCAUGACAAACUUGGUUCUUCCUUCGCUGGUACUGACACCAAACAGGACUCUGAAAAUGGCCAUCAACCGAUGGCUGGAGACACAUCAGAAAUGAACUGCAUCAUAUAUGGUAUCGGAUACAUUUUCUCAGUGAUGUCAUUCAAUGCUAACCGGGCAUUGCAAGCAAAAUAGAAGUUAAAGACAUGUUAAAUUCAGUUACUUUAAAAAAAAAAACUGUCUAUUAUUAUCCUUAAAAGACAAAAUUACACAUCUAAUGUCAUUGCUGUUUCUAUCAAAGUGAAAAUAUUUUUUGCACUAACAGGAAAGUGUGUAGAAAUAAAACUUUGACUUUGAA
This is a messenger RNA of Arvicola amphibius (Eurasian water vole), 1875 nucleotides long. It is a transcript of the gene Wdsub1, whose product is annotated as WD repeat, sterile alpha motif and U-box domain containing 1. Gene Ontology annotation, biological process: protein ubiquitination. The coding region runs from base 205 to 1635 and encodes 476 amino acids. The record is from RefSeq and is a predicted model, not a curated record. The transcript is spliced from 11 exons. Gene Ontology annotation, molecular function: ubiquitin-protein transferase activity; protein binding. Lineage: Eukaryota; Metazoa; Chordata; Mammalia; Rodentia; Cricetidae.